Molecule: messenger RNA, 3822 nt
Organism: Perognathus longimembris pacificus (Pacific pocket mouse)
Lineage: Eukaryota; Metazoa; Chordata; Mammalia; Rodentia; Heteromyidae
Product: contactin-associated protein-like 3
Exons: 23
Coding region: 169-3822 (1217 amino acids)
Molecular function (GO): calcium ion binding
Source: RefSeq, a predicted model, not a curated record
GCUCCUCUGGCCUCUGCCUUGCCUCGGGAGUCCUUCAGCAGCAGCUCAGAGCUGUCCAGCAGCCAUGGCCCUCAAUUUGCUAGUCUAAAUAGGAGAAAUGGAGCUGGUGGCUGGACUCCCCUUGUUUCAAAUAAACACCAGUGGCUGCAGAUUGAUCUUGGAGAGAGAAUGAAGGUUACAGCUGUAGCCACCCAGGGAGGAUAUGGAAGCUGUAAUUGGGUAACCAGCUAUCUCCUGAUGUUCAGUGACAGCGGGAUGAACUGGAAGCAAUAUCGACAAGAAGAAAGUAUCUGGAGAUUCCCAGGAAACACCAAUGCAGACAGUGUGGUGCGACACAGUCUUCAGCUGUCCUUCGAAACCAGGUUUCUGCGCUUCCUCCCCUUGGCCUGGAACCCCCAGGGCAGGAUCGGGAUGCGUGUUGAAGUGUAUGGAUGUGCAUAUAGCUCAGAAGUGGUUCGUUUUGAUGGAAUAAGCUCUUUGCUGUACACCUUUAAUCAGAAAUCCACAAGUCCAACAAAGGAAGUAAUUUCUCUGAAAUUUAAAUCCAGGAAGAGUGAUGGGAUUCUGUUUCAUAGGCAAGGACAAAAUGGCAAGAGUUUUACCCUGGAAUUAGCUCAAGGAAAACUUGUCCUGUCCCUUAAUUCAGGUGAGGCUAACGUGCCCUCCCUUGAUGCACGAGCAGGCCUCAGCCUGGGCAGCCUUCUGGAUGACCAGCAUUGGCAUUCCUUGCUCCUGGAGCUGCACAGCACGCAUGGCAGCCUCACUGUGGACAAGCACACUCGACUUUUCCAAGCACAGCCAGGAUCCAGCUAUCUGGAUCAUGAUUAUAAGAUCAGCUUUGGAGGGAUUCUUGGGCAUGGAAAAUUGUCAACAUUCCCACACAAAAACUUUGAUGGAUGUUUUGAAAAUCUCUUCUAUAAUGGAGUGGAUAUCACUUAUCUGACCAAGGAACACAAAUCACAGAUUCUCCUCGUGGGAAAUGUGUCAUUCUCCUGUUCACAACCUCAAACUGUCCCUGUGACUUUUCUGAGCUCCAGAAGUUACCUGGCUUUGCCACACACCACUGAAGAGGACACCGUGUCUAUAACUUUCCAAUUUCGGACAUGGAACAGAGCAGGGCUCUUGCUGACAAGUCAGUUACCUCACAGGUCAGGGGCUCUUGUCCUCUUUCUUGAUGAUGGGAAACUCAAGCUGAGCCUCUCCCCACAUGGACUUCCAGCAAAAACCAUCAUUGCAGGUGAUGGAUUAAAUGAUGGUCAGUGGCAUUCAGUGUCCUUAGCUGCUAAAGGAAAUCACAUGAGCAUGAAGGUGGACAGCAAUGCAGCAUCUGCUACUCACACCCUGCCUAGAUGGAUGGGCCCCAGUGAUUCCUAUUAUUUUGGAGGCUGUCCAGAAAACAUCUCUGGAUGUGGGAGCUCCCUGGGAGGGUUCCAGGGCUGCCUGAGACUCAUCUCCAUUGGUGACAAAGCGGUGGAUCCCAUCUCUGUACAGCAGGGGGCGCUGGGGAGUUUCAGUGACCUCCAGAUAGAUUCCUGUGGCAUUAUAGACAGGUGUUUGCCCAGCUAUUGUGAACAUGGGGGUAAAUGUUUCCAGUCAUGGGCUACCUUCUCCUGUGACUGCACCCAUACUGGCUACAUGGGAGCCACCUGCCAUUCCUCUCUGUAUGAGAGAUCUUGUGAAGCCCUUAAGUACUUGGGAGAAGAUUCUUCAGGACUCUACUACAUCGACACAGAUGGAAGUGGCCCACUGGGACCAGCUCUGGUGUACUGCAACAUGACAGGUACUGUGUGGACCUCAUUGCAGCACAAUGGUUCCCACCUAGUCAGAGUCAAAGGCUUGCAAGGAGAUCGCCCACAGCCAGUGCUUUUCAAGUACAGUACCAGCAUGGACCAGCUGCAGGCCAUAGUCAGCCAUGCAGACCACUGCCAUCAGAAGCUGGCUUUCCACUGCAAGAAGCCCAGGCUCUCAGAGCACCAUGGUGGAACCCCAUUGAGCUGGUGGGCUAGAAGGACCAUUGAGACUCACAUGUACUGGGGAGGUUCUCUGCCUGAUGCUCAAAAGUGCACUUGUGGAUUAGAGGGCAACUGUGUUGAUUCCCGAUACCACUGCAAUUGUGAUGCUGACCAGAAUGAACGGACCAGUGACACAGUAGUCCUCUCCCAUAAGGAACACCUACCGGUCACUCAGGUUGUGAUGACAGACACAAACAGACCACACUAUGAAACAGCAUAUUCCUUGGGGCCUCUCCUCUGCCGAGGGGACAAUUCAUUUUGGAAUUCAGCCUCCUUCAAUACUGAGAUUUCAUAUCUUCAUUUUCCUACCUUCCAUGGGGAGCUCAGUGCUGAUCUGUCCUUCUUUUUUAAGACAACAGCUUCCUCAGGGGUGCUUGUAGAAAACCUGGGGAUCACAGAUUUCAUCAGGCUGGAGCUGCGUGCUCCUGCAGAAAUCGUUUUUUCCUUUGAUGUGGGGAAUGGACCUUGUGAGGUCAUCGUUCAGUCACCCACUCCCCUUAAUGACAACCGAUGGCACCGUGUGAAGGCUGAGAGAAAUGUGAAAGAAGCCACACUCCAAGUGGACCAGCUCCCUCAGAAGACACAGCUUGCCCCAGCUGAUGGACCUGUUCGCUUGCAGCUCAGCAGCCAGCUCUUUGUGGGGGGAACGGCUGACAGGCAGAGAGGUUUCCUUGGCUGCAUCAGGUCCCUGCAGCUGAAUGGGGUGGCCCUGGACCUGGAAGGGAGAGCCACAGUGACACCGGGAGUGGAGCCUGGGUGCGCAGGCCACUGCAGCAGCUAUGGACAUCUGUGCCAUAAUGGGGGGAGAUGCCGAGAAAAACACGCGGGGAUUGAGUGUGACUGUGCCUCCUCUGCUUAUGACGGGCCCUUCUGUUCACAAGAGAUUUCUGCAUACUUUGAAACUGGAUCAUCAGUGAUCUACAAUUUUCAAGAAUGUGACAAUAACACCUUCAGUAACAGCUCCAGCUCCUUAGCAGAUUUAUCUCAUGAAGAGCUGACCCUGACCAGAGAAAUUGCGACCCUGAGCUUCCGAACCACAGGGGUGCCCAGUUUACUGCUCUACGUGAGCUCUUUCUUCGAGGAACAUCUUGCAGUUGUCCUCACUCCACAUGGAAGUUUGCAGGUAAAGUACAAGCUGGACAGACACAAAGAGCCUGACGUCUUGGACUUUGAUUUUAAAAACCUCGCCGAUGGGCAGCUUCACCACUUGAAAAUCGACAGAGCAGCAUCUGUGGUCUCUGUAGAGGUUGACCAGUAUGCAAGGAAACAAGCUAUCCUGUCAUCAGGGGCAGAAUUCAGUGCUGUCAGAUGCCUUGUGUUGGGAGCAACUUCAGAGCUCCCAGGAGCUGACACAGACACACAACUGGCAGCAACACAUGGCUUCACUGGCUGCCUCUCAGCAGUGAGCUUUGGUGGCAUUACUCCACUGAAGGCAGCUCUGCGCCCAGGAGGAGCUGCCGGAGUCACCAUCCUUGGCUCAGUAAUUGCUGCUACCAGCUGCAUGGAGGGGGCAAGGCCUGGCGCCCCAGCGUGGGAACUGACACCCAGCCUCAUCAGGGGCACAGGUUCUGGAUCAAGCAAUGAAGAAAAACCCUUAGUUAAUGCAGAUACAAAGGACUCUGCUGCCAUCAGAAGUACCAUAGCAGUAGUGGUAUUUAUCUUGGUUUGCCUUGCUGCAAUAGCUGUGCACAUUUAUCGACAAAGAUGGCUGUACCACAAAAACAAAGAUGAUACUGAAAAAGCUGGAGCAGAGGCUGAAACUUCUCUGAAAAGUGAGCUCACUGUGCACAACAUAGUCAGUGAGAAUUAG